CUGAAUCGGUAGCUAUUCGUAAACAAAUGCGGUGUUGUUCCGUUGAAUGUAGCUUCAUGGACUUGUCCGAGAUCCACUCGACCGGUCAUAAACAAUGACGCCGCCGCCUCCAACUUUCGAACACCUCAACAACCAUUUCACAGUCAAAUUGUCCCCUUUUUAGUCAUAAGAAACCCUCAUAAACUCGCCAACCAAAAAACCUACCUUUACAUGCCCACCGAAGACUCCCCAUCCACAAUGGCUCUCGCCGUUAAAGGACCGAUCCACUUCGGUCCAUUCGUCGUCACAUCUCAGGUCUUCCACAUAACCCCCCUGUCCUUCGCCCUCGUCAACCUCAAACCCAUCCUCCCAGGCCACGUUCUCGUCUCCCCGCGCCGCGUCGUCCCCCGCGUCUCCGACCUCACCCCCUCCGAAACAACAGACCUCUUCCUGACUGUCCGCCGUGUGGGCCGCAUGGUGGAGCGCGUCUAUGGCGCAAGUAGUCUCAACAUUGCGGUGCAGGAUGGCGUAGAGGCGGGACAGAGCGUGCCGCAUGUGCAUGCGCAUAUUAUCCCGAGGAAGAAGGCGGAUUUGGAUGCCCGGGGAGGGACGGAUGCGGUUUAUGAUAUGCUAGAUGGGGAGGAGGGGGACUUAGGGAGGCAUUAUCGGCAGAGGAUGACGAGAUUUCCGGCCGUUGAUAAUGAGGAGAGGAGGCCGAGGAGUAUGGAGGAUAUGCAGGCGGAGGCGAGGAUGUUGGCGAAGGAGAUGGAGGUGGAGGAGGUUGAUUGAGUUGGUGUGUUGUAUGUAUAGAUGGAUAGACCUUUUUUUCUUUACUGUUAUUUGCGUGAGAUACCUUGUUUUUUUCUCUCUUU
This is a messenger RNA of Aspergillus pseudotamarii, 851 nucleotides long. RefSeq names its product HIT family protein. The transcript has 2 exons. Gene Ontology annotation, molecular function: catalytic activity. The record is from RefSeq and is a predicted model, not a curated record. The annotation marks the transcript as partial. Lineage: Eukaryota; Fungi; Ascomycota; Eurotiomycetes; Eurotiales; Aspergillaceae.